Messenger RNA from Morone saxatilis (striped sea-bass), 8680 nucleotides. Its product is annotated as probable serine/threonine-protein kinase kinX. The coding region runs from base 1 to 3417 and encodes 1138 amino acids. The record is from RefSeq and is a predicted model, not a curated record. The transcript is spliced from 28 exons. Lineage: Eukaryota; Metazoa; Chordata; Actinopteri; Moronidae.
AUGAGAUAUGCCAAUAUUAUUCAGGAGGAGGAGGAGGAAAAGGAUGAGGAGGAGGAAGAGGAGGAAGAGGAGGGGGCAGCUGAAGCUGUGGAGGAGGAGGAAGAGGAAAAGGCAGAAGGAGUGGAAGCAGCUGCUGAUGAAGAGGAGGAUGAGGUGAAGGCAGAGGAAGAGGAGCAAGAGGAGGAACAGGAGGAAGAGGAGGGGGAGGUAGCUGCUGAGGUGGAGCAAGAUGAGGAUGAAGAAGAGGAAGAUGACAAGGAACCUGAAGCAGCUGCAGCUGAGAUUGAUAAAGAGGACGAUGAGGAUGAAGAUGAAGAUGAAGAUGAGAAGGAACCUGAAGCAGCUGCAGCUCAGAUUGAUGAAGAUGAAGAUGAAGAUGAAGAGGCUGACAAAGAUGACAAUGAUGAGGAGGAAGAAGAGAAGGCAGAUGCUGCUGAUGAAGAUGAAGAUGAUGAAGUUUCUCCUGAACCUAUCUCCACUUCUGAGGAUGAAGAGUCGGCCGUGUCUCCUGAUUCUGACUCUGACGUACCUGUCGACGUCAAAGACAGUGACGAAGAUGUGACUCUGCCCGAUGAAGAUGGCGACAAAGACGAAGAAGAACAUGACGAAGACGAUACCGGUGACGACGCAUUCACUGACGCCUCGGACGUCAGUGAAUCUGCACUUCUUUCCAGUGAUGAAGAGGGAGUGGAGCUGGAUGAUGACGACGAUGAUGAAGAUGACAGAUUAGCUGAGGGCGUCACGACGUCGGAUAGCGAUGACGUCGUUGCAGAAGACACCGACGACGACCUGGAGCUUGAUCUUCCUCCUAUUCCUGCUGCUAGUGAGGAUGAUGAAGAUGAUGAAGUUGAUGAUCUUAAACUCCCUGAAGAUGAAGAUCUUCCUCCUUUGCCUGCUGUUAAAGAUGAUGAGGAUGAUGAUGAUGAUGAACACGUAGAAGACGACGCCAAAGUUGCUGAAGACGCUGAUGAAGAUGAUGAUGAUGAUUUGGACCAAUCAGACGAGGACGUCUCCGUUGCCUCCUCUGAGCACUUUGCAGACGAUGAAGACGACGAUGACGAGGAAGACAGUGAUCUUAAUGACCUUGACUUUGACCUUGACAAAAACAUUCUUGUUGACCUCGAUGAUGAUGAAGACGAGGAUGACCAUGACAAACCUGAUGAUGUCAUUGAAGAGGACAUCCAUGAUGAUGAUGAUGAUGACAAAGAGGAGGAAGAGGAGAAGGAGGAAGAGGGGGAAGAUGAAGUCUCUCCCUUUGAGAGUACAGACAGUGGGGUCUUAGGGGAUGAAGAUGAUGAUGACGAGGUCACUCUUAAAACAGACGAAGAAUCUGUUGGAGAGACUGUGUUCAGUGAUGACAUCUCCUAUGACACGACCGAUGAUGACGAUAAAGAUGAUGACGAUAAGGAUGAUGAAGACAAGGAUGAUGAAGAUAAGGAUGAUGAAGAUAUCGACGCCAGCUCGCUUGAGUUCACUUUCGAUCAAGAAGACGAAACAGAGAUCGCAGAAACUUUUGUCGCCACUGAAAAAGACGACGAAGAGCUCACAUCCGAGUCCGUAGCCAGCGAGGAUGAGGAAGAGGACGACGAUGAGGAUGAUGAUGAAGAUGAUGAUGAUGUUGAUGAAGUCUUGCUAGCAGCUACCACUGCAGCAGCGUUUGCUGUCCAGGAGGAGGCAGUAAAGACUGAGGAAGACAUCGAUGAGGACGAGGAUGAGGGCGACAUCAAACAGGCUGCUGAUGAAGACGAAUCUGAGGAGGCUGAAGCUGUUACGAGUCAGCCUGCUGCCCUCGAGGAGGAGGAUGAGGGAGAAGAUGAAGAGCCGGCAGCUGAACUGAAGAAAACUGUGGACGAACCUGAAGACAAAAAAGAGGAGGAGUAUGACGAAGACGACAAUGAGGAGAAGGCGACGGUGAUCGUGAUCAAACCUGUGCCUCAACCCGAGGAAGAAGCCCCACCGACUGAACCCGCAGCAUGUCCCUGCAUGCACUCCACAAAGGCCAAAGAGGCUGCAGCAAAGACUGUAGACAAAAAAGAUGCUCCGAGAAGGGUUUCAGCUAUUAGAAGAAAAAAAGACAUUGAAGCUGUGAAAACCGAUGAAAAGCCAAAAAGGACAGCUCUACCCAGAAUUGCAGGUCUGCCACCAACACUCAGGAGGAUCAGGAAAAUUCCUACUAUUCUCAGAGCCAAGAAAGUGGAAAAGACCAAGACUCCCAAAGCAGAGACAGAGACCAAAAAAAAAGAAGAGGUCACAGAAUCUGCACAAGACGUUGGCCCUUGCAGACCUGCACCCGUCUACUGCCCGUCUCCACCUGGCUGGUACGUUCAUCACGUUGUCACAGACAACCCGUAUCCUCCACCAACCAUGCCAGCUCCCUCUGCUCCUGUUCUGACCGCCCACCCCGUCCAUCCUGGAGCUCCGCCGCUGCAGCCUCUUUAUCAGCAGCAACCACCUCCCUUGAUGCAGCCGCUCUAUGCACAAUAUCAACCAUACCCACCGCCAGUGCAGCCAGCGGUGCAGCCUCAACCAGAACCAGUGCAGCCAGUCCCACCAGUUGAACCAGUCCAGCCAGAAGCUACAGAACAAGAGGCUCCUGUUCAGCCUGAGAUCCAGACUCCAGCUGAUGAAGCUCAGCCCACUGUGGCUCCAGUCCAGGAAUCAGAAACUGUUGAGGAAGAAGUGAAGGCUGCACCCACCAAGAAAGCUGCAAAGAAGAAAACUGAGGCUGCUGAUUUAACAAAAGAGCCAGCAGCGGGCAAAGAGAAAACAAAGAAAGAUGCUGCUGUUCCCAAAGACACCAAAGCAAAGAAAGAACCAACUGCAAAAAAAGAGAAAACCAAAAGUCCAGCAGUGGCUAAGAAAGAGCCAGCUGUAAAAGAGAAAAACAAAACUGCUGCAGCUGCUAAGAAAGAGCCUGCAGCUGCCAGACAGAAGAGAAAAUUAGGCUCUGAAAAGACAGAAGCGUCACCUGUCAAGAGCAAAGAGAAGGCGUCUGCAGCCAAGAAGGAUGCAGAUCCAGAACCACGUCCGCAGCCGAUCAGACUGAGAACGAGACUAGACGCUGCUAGGAGGGCGAAUGUAACCUCUCAGGCAAAGGAGGAGAAAGAACCAGCCAAGACAAGAUCAAAAUUAUUGGCGGACAAAAAAAGCAAAGCUGACAAGGCUGAAAAGAAAUCUGUCAAAGUGGCUCAAGAUAAAGAGAAACAACCAACACAAACUAAAGAGCCCGAGACCGAAGACAAUACUACAGAAAAGAAGAAACCAGGCCAGAGAUACUUCCAGUGCAUUUACGUCCCUGGUAAAAAUGCACAGUACCCUUUGCGACCUUUCACCCCAGCCAUGUCCCCCACCAUGAUGUCCCCUGCACUCAGGUCCAUGUUGGAGCAGCAGAGAGCAGUGAGGGCGUCGGGGCAAUAGGUCAACCUGAACUCUCACCUCAUUUCUGAUAGCACUGCAUCUCCCAGUCCAGCAGGGGAAGAUGUUUUAAAUCUGUGAAAUCCUUACAUUUUGAGGAAAAACAACAGACACACAGAUAAAAAUGGACAGAACUAUUUUGUUUUUAAUUUAUUUAUGUAUUUUUUUUCUUUCUAUGUGGUUGAGCUCCUGGGGUUUCUGUUGAUAUUUCCCAUUUUCCUCUCAGCUGAUGCUUUGCUGCUUCAUUAGUCAUCACUGCUAUGCCCUGCUUGUGUCUGAGAUGUAAUAUAAAAUCACCAACAUCCAAACAAGGAAGCAUUCAUGUAAAUAUUCUUAACUCAGUAUAGUGUACAUAAUGCUUGUAUUUGUAAUUUAGGCUGAAAUAAAUGUACACACCUUUGGCAUGUUGUUUUUCAGUUGCAGCCCAGUUUAAUAUGAGAUUUUUAUGAAACCCUAUUUUGUUUAAGGCACUUGCACUGACAAAACAGUUAUGCACAAUAAGAAACAAUCGUUUUUUAGUCUCAAAGGAUACUUUUUUAAAGCUGCACAUCAUAUAUUUCGAAGGGAUAAUAGUGUAACAAAUGCAGCUCAUGAACUCAUUAGGGACAGCAUUUUGCAUCAAAUGUUAAUGGAAAAGAAAUUAGGAAAUAAAGAACUUGUAUUGGAUUUGAAUGUGAUUAUACUUGAAUGGCCAUGUUGCAUAUUUCAGCUUUUGUUUUGUAAUAUAACAGCUAAUGUAGCAAUGCAUGCAUUCACACUCUGAGUUGUGACUUGAGAAUGUAAAAGAUGAAUAAGUUGACAACUUGGAUCCUCUUUCAUUUUUAAUCAUUGAUGUAAAUCACCCUCAUCCUGUGUCCCAUAACAAGACCGGUUUUUGUUUUGCUGCUUCGCUGCAUCCGCCACAGAUUAUCAUGCAAAUGUUGGGGUUUCAAAUCCCAGGAGCUCCCACAGUUGAUCCAAGCAGCCUCCCUGUCUCUGAUCCUGAGUGUGUGAACAUCCAUCAGUCUCAUAAAAAUGUUGCUGAGUGAUGAAUAAUGAGGCUUUUUCUGCUUAGAUGACCUAAUAUCAGGCAGGAGUAAAGAGGAAGGCGAGCUCAUCUCAGCCUUGUCAGCAUGAAACUGCAGCACAUGGAACAGUAUGAGUCUCACCUUAACAUGCUUCAUUUAAAUUAAAGGCACUGCUGCUUUUCUUAGUUUAAAGACAUACUUUGACAUGUUUAAUGUAAUGGUUGGAUGUUUUUUCAUUCCCAGACACUGGCACAUUUUGUUUUAUUGUCGGUCUUUAGAAGAAGUUGCUUUUUAAAAGUGUCCUCAGCUUCAAAUAGGAACAUAAGGGCAUGAAGUUAAAGUUUACAGUAUAUAAUCCCUCAUUUAAUCAUUUAAUACUUGAACGCUGUAAUUUUUUAAUAAUUGGCCCUUUGCUUCUAUGUCCCAUAAUUUUAACACCUUAAAGUCCUUAAAAAAGUCAAAGUCAGCUUUGUUCUUACGAAUGAAGUGCACUUUAUAGAAUCAGUGGAUUAAAUGUCGUAUUGUAUCAAGUAGAAUCUCAAACUGUUGAGCUAUCUUAGUUAACUUAUUUUAACUUGCAUGUUCAGAGACAGGGAGUCUGUGCACGGACAACUUUGACGUGACCAACUAAUGAGACGCUGUGAUGUCUGCUACAGUGGUUAAAUGUCAUUUUUAUCAUGUUGAUCAUCAGCCUGUUUCUUAAGGCUGAUACGUUGUCAUAUUUUCAGUUACCUCACUCGCUCUGGUUUUGUAUCUGACCAACAAGGCCUGAUGUCUUGUUGUUGCUGCGAAACUGUUGCUGAGCAUUAUCGGAGAUUUGCUGUUGUCUUACAGAAUGAAAACCUCAACUGAAAAGAACCAAAAGGGGUUUUCACACUAGGAUUAAAGCGGGGAUAACACCCACAUUAGUCCAGGGCCUGCUGUAGUGUUCGCCCAAGGCAUAUUCACACUUACAGUUCCUAUAAUCCACGACGCAUUCUGAUGUUAAUUCCUCCAUAUUUUUAAAGUUCAGUUUCACUUGUGAGUUACAUGGUAACGCAACGUAAGGCACUUGUACUGUUGCAAUGGUUACCUACAGUUUAAUACCUUGUGGACUGACUUUGAGCAGUUAUUUAACUGUAGACUGACGUUCGAGGUGUGGCAAUUUAUUCAUUUUCAUUGUAUUGCAGGUCUAUCCACGUCUGUUCAGGGUUAUCCCCAAAAAGUCUUAAGGUGUGUUCAGACUGAACCCAAAGCUAAGUUCAGAGGCGAUGCAAAUGCAUACAAAUCAAUGGAAAAAUGUGAGUGGAAGCAAACAGCUGCAGAUUCAGUCCAGGUAGUGCAAACUAAGGUGAAGACGCAUCUUAAAAUGCUUCCACAAAACACCAGAAAUUUGCAUAUAUCCUGCAGCUGUAUGACUCUGCUGCAGAAACAAGAGUAACAUAGGACAAACUGAGGACAAAAUAACAGAGAACUGGAGUUCCUGUUGAGUUUUGUAAUGAGUCCGACCUACCAAGCUAACAGCAACAGCUAGCCCCUUUAGAGUUUAUCAUUAGCUGUUUGUGGCCACUAAUGGAACAAUAAAGCGAGGGAAAAUUGCUUCAUGUUCACUCUGAAUGCACCUUUGAAAUCACUGGUGUUAAUCUGGGUUAGAACCAAAGCAACGGGAUGUCCAAUCAAAUCUCCGCUUAUUGUUUGCUGUUAGCAUACUGAGCACAUUAACUCUGAUUUUUGAGUGUGAAUAUUUAACCUGAGGCUUGAUGCAAACUCCAGGUUGACAAGUCCAAGUGUGCCUGCAGGGUUUAGGUCAACUGGCUAGAGAAAUGUAAGUGUGAAGAGCCCUUAUGUUUCAUGAGAGCAAAUGAGAUCUGACAAGCAUUUACAGUAGCAAUCUACUGAGUGUUGUUAGAGUGGCAUUUAAAGGCACCUGGCAUUGGUGUUUACUUCAGGUGUUUUGCUCAUAGAUGAAUCAUUUUUAAAAUGAUUCUUAUUCCAGUGGGGAGAUGCCGUUGUAGGUUGCUGCUCUGUGCUGUCUAGAGGCCCUGAAUGAAUGAUAUUAACAGACAGUAAUUACACCAUACAGCUGGAGCUGUGUGCUCUAAUUAUGCUUUCAAAUCUUACCUAAUCCAAUCUCACUUGACUAUAUACAAGACUUUUCAUAACCUGCACAAAUGUUCAUGUGAUCCUAAAAAGUGGAAUGGGUCUCGGCUACAUCCCUUAUUACAUGUUCUAAAUAUUGUUGCGUAAGAUCACAAGUACAUAAGUGUAAUGCUGUUUUUUCCCCUGCAUGUUGUCACCAUAGUGCAGCAGUACAGUAAGGGUACCGUGUGUGCACUUGAAGCAAAAAAAAAAAAAAAUUUACUCAUCAGUAUGUUUCACUUCAGUUUUCCAGUUUAUAUAGUUUAUAUAUUUGAUGAUCUGUACCUUCUACAUUUUGGACUAGGUUUCCCACAUUUGUUGGUCAGUAGUAUAUUGUUGAUAAUUUUAUGUAGUUUUUGCUCCAAAAGUCAAUACUUUUGACAACUCUCCACUAAACAAACCUGACCACUUGCCAUUUGAAGUUACCUUUGGAGUUUUUGUCCACUAGUGGGCAUGUGAACCACUGUUUUGAGGAGCAGGUCCCUGAGGAGGACAGACAACACAAAUAAACUUUAGCUUCAAGCUAUUAAGUUGAUGUAUGUAUAAGCAAACAUCUUUGGACAAGCUUACCUAGGAAACUUUGGUUACUAGGGUUCUCUGUGAACAGCUUGCCUGUCACGUCACCUGAUGUUUUGGUUAAAAAUAAAGGUAUUUAUUUCAAAGACAGGCAAUGCGUUCAAAUGGCAGGGGCGAGAAAUGUUCUUUACUAUCCCUUAAUUUUACAUAAUUCCUAUUAUCAAUGGUUGCGUUAAAGUGCGUCAAAAUGUAGAAAUGAGUACAGCAAGCUGAUGUAAACAAUGCAGUUUUUAAAACAUUCAAACAUUCAUAUUAUGGGCCUACAUUAAAAAAUGUACAAAGUGCCAUAAACUCCAUGUUUGUUUUACUUGAACAUUAGCAUACACAGUAUCAGAUGUGCUAAUUUUGUUACCGUUCUUUUGACCAUGAGGUUUAGAAACGUGUAACAAUUGAAUAUGAGCCAAUAAAUGAAUUGGAUUUGAGCAUUUAGGUCCGGUUAAGUUAAUUUGAGACCAACGGGCUUAUUGCUUUAUAGAAAGCAGUGAAAAAAGAGGGAAACCAGCAGUAAAUACUGGUUGGUAUUACACCUAUGGCUCUUGUUUAUACCAUAGUAUGACAAUGAUUUGCUAGUUGUGUACCUUCUUCUAAGGGGAAUUCAGGAGUUUUAAAACCAGGUUUAUGCCAUGUGCAAACCCUGGAGGAAACUGUAUUUAAGUUUCUCACCUCCUGCAGUAGCUGGAGAGUAAAUGUUAUAAAAAAUACCUUUGACAGGACAUUGUAAAAGGUUUAAAAGACUUUCAGAAAGAUGUUACUUCAUAUUUGUUGAUGUUUACUUACCAAACAGUGUCAUUGUCAUCCUGGGCUUGUUUUUCUGAAUGAAAUCUACAGAAUUAGUCUGGAAGUGUUUUCAAAAUUGGGAAAAUAUGAUGACUGUGUUGUGAUUUCAGCAAUACGAGCAUAUUAUUUUCUGUAUUAAUGUUGUUUUGAAGCAAUUUUAUCCACUGAACAAAUAAGGUUUGAGGUUGUUUGGUUCAUUUGGAAGAAACACUUAUUUUGUUAAUGAUUUCUUAUGUAAUUUGCAUGAUGGUGUCAUUUAAAAGAAGACAGCAACGCAUUUUUGAGUUGUAAUUCAGUUCCACACAAGCAUCACUCUCAGAUGCUGUAUAAAGACUGUAGAUAAUAGUUUAUUUUUUGUGUUGCACUCUGGAGACUGAUCAUUAAGUCUCACAGUAAAAGAGUAAAAAAUAAAUGAAAAAUAAAUAAAUACACUGGUUUGCUCGGAAAAAUGUAAUUUGUUUCAAUUAGAGAGAGAGAUUUUUUUUAUGUUGUCCAAUAAUAUCAGACUGUACUGAGGGCAACAAUUUUAACUAUGUUUCAUAAAGAGAGAGUAUAAACUACCUGUUGCAUGUAUUAUAAAGCAGAGGAGUAUGGUGUAAGCACAUGAUAAGGCUAGCAGCCUGACUCAAUAACCAUUUUAAACAUUUUAAGAGCCAAUUAAAUGUCACAAGUGACAUUUCAGGCUGCUGAAAUGGCACUCUAGAGAUAAUGUCUGCCGUGGUAAAAUGUAGAAUACAAUCACCAAAAUGCAUUUUGUGAGUCAUAAUUUUAAUAAAUAUUUGAAGAAA